AUGCCCUCUAGGCACGAAAUCUCCUACUUUGGCGCUGGCCCAGCUCCUCUGCCCACUCCCGUGGUUGAGGCCGCCGGCCAGGCCUUCGUCAACUUCAACAACUCCGGUCUCGGCCUGGGAGAAAUCUCCCAUCGCUCCCCCACCGCGAACAAGAUUCUCGACGACACCAAAGCCCACCUUACUGCCCUGCUCGAUAUCCCUGAUAACUACGAGAUUCUCUUCAUGCAAGGUGGUGGUAGUGGUGAAUUCAGCGCCGUAGUUCAGAACCUUGUUCCGGUCUGGAUCGAGCGCCGCCGCCGCCGUGCCGAAGCCGACUUGUCCAGAGCCAACCCAGAUGCCGACAAGUCUCACAUCGAUGAAUUGGUCUUCCAAAGGCUACAGAAGGAAGUCGAUGAAGAGCUGAAGCUCGACUACCUUGUCACGGGCUCAUGGUCCCUCAAGGCCUCCCAGGAAGCUGCUCGAUUGCUCGGUUCCAAGUAUGUCAAUGUGGCGGUGGAUGCUCGCAAAGCGAAUGGCGGCAAGUUUGGCAAGAUUCCCGCUGAAGAUACCUGGUCAUUGACCCCGACCAAGCGGGAGGGUGGUAAGGGCUCUGCGUUCGUUUACAUGUGUGACAACGAGACUGUGGACGGCGUGGAGUUCCCGGCAUUCCCCAAGGCGCUGGAGCCUCAAGGCCAGGAUGCCGAGGACGAGCGCCUGAUUGUUUCGGAUAUGAGCUCCAACUUCAUUAGCCGGAAAGUUGAUGUUAGCAAGUAUGCUGUGAUCUUUGGUGGUGCUCAGAAGAACAUCGGUGUCACUGGUAUCACGAUCGUGAUUGUUCGCAAGGAUCUUCUGCCCCCUCUGACUGCCACACCCCCUCCAGCUUUGUUGCACCGUUUGAAUAUCGGAGGACUUCCCGGUCCGGUUGUGCUCGAUUACGCCACCAUUGCCAAGAACAACUCUCUCUACAACACUCUCCCUAUCUUCAACCUCUGGGUUGCCGGGAAAGUGAUGGGUGAUCUCAUGGACAUCUUCGGCGCCCAGAAGGUCGGCGGCCAGGAGAAGAUUGCCGAUCAAAAGGCCGAGCUCAUUUACGGUGUCUUGGACAAAUACCCCCAAGUGUACCAGGUGGUCCCGGACAAGACCGUCCGCAGCAGAAUGAACAUCUGUUUCCGUGUCUGUGGCGGUGAUGAUGCCAAGGAGAAGGAGUUCAUCGCCGGUGCCGAGAAGCGUUCGUUGCAGGGUCUCAAGGGUCACCGCAGUGUUGGUGGUAUGCGUGCAAGCAACUACAAUGCCGUGCCUUUGGAAAAUGUCCAGAAGCUGGUCAAGUAUCUGGAGGACUUUGCCUCAGGACACUAA
Penicillium diatomitis is the source of this 1335-nucleotide messenger RNA. Its product is annotated as O-phospho-L-serine:2-oxoglutarate transaminase. Gene Ontology annotation, cellular component: cytoplasm. The record is from RefSeq and is a predicted model, not a curated record. Gene Ontology annotation, molecular function: pyridoxal phosphate binding; O-phospho-L-serine:2-oxoglutarate transaminase activity. NCBI's taxonomy places the organism in Eukaryota, Fungi, Ascomycota, Eurotiomycetes, Eurotiales, Aspergillaceae. Gene Ontology annotation, biological process: L-serine biosynthetic process. The transcript has 2 exons. Bases 1 to 1335 code for a protein of 444 amino acids.